This is a messenger RNA of Paramuricea clavata, 1141 nucleotides long. The record is from the annotation of a GenBank genome assembly. Lineage: Eukaryota; Metazoa; Cnidaria; Anthozoa; Malacalcyonacea; Plexauridae.
AUGGGUCGAGAUUGGCUUCACAAGCUUUGCCUCGACUGGAAAACCAUCAAGUUGUUGAAAUCCUCAGAUCCCAGCCAUAGAAACCCUGGCACGACUACACAAGAGAAGCUGAAAAACCUAUUGGAUACGUAUGCAGAGGUUUUUGAAGACAAGCUGGGAACUUUCAAAUCUGCCAAAGCAAGGAUAACCCUCAAAGAAGGUAGUCAACCACAGUUUCGCAAAGCUCGUCAUGUCCCAUAUUCCUUACGACCGAAAGUGGAGGAAGAACUGAAGAGACUUCAGAGCGAAGGUAUUUUGUCGAAAGUAGAGUGGAGUGAUUGGGCGACACCGAUUGUACCAGUGCCGAAACAAGAUGGUUCAGUCCGUAUUUGUGGGGACUUCAAAGGUACUAUUAACCCAACAUUACAAGCAGAACAGUAUCCUCUGCCUCGAAUCGAAGAUAUUUUUGCCCAUUUAGCUGGUGGGAAAAAGUUUUCCAACAUUGACCUCCGCCAAGCUUACCAUCAGAUUGAGUUGGAGGAAGAAUCCAAGAAGUACCUUACAAUUAAUACGUCCAUGGGCUUGUUUCAAUACACUCGAUUGGUGUUUGGUAUUACCUCGGCUCCCAACAUUUGGCAGCGUACCAUGGAUCAGAUUCUGGAAGGAACUUCUGGUAUUAGUUGUAUAUAUCCUAGAUGAUAUGAUUGUGACGGGUAAAAGCGACGCAGAGCAUAUGGCUAACCUGGAGGAGGUCCUUCGACGGCUGCACCACCAUGGGUUAAGGGCCAAUAAAUCGAAGUGUGAGUUCUUCAAAGAAAAGAUCACGUUCUGUGGACACGACAUUAAUAGCGAAGGCCUGCACAAGACCACCCACAAGACAGCUGCAAUGGUGAAUGCCCCUCGCCCCCAGAGUGUUGCAGAGGUACGCUCCUUCCUGGGAUUGGUGAAUUAUUACCACAAAUUCCUGCCAAACCUUGCUACAAUCCUGCAUCCAUUGAACCAAAUGCUGGAAAGUAACUACCAAUGGAACUGGACAGAUCAAUGCGAAGAAGCUUUUUGCAAAGUGAAAGCAAUGAUUGUUUCAGAUCUGGUGCUUACACAUUAUGAUACUAACCUUCCCUUACAACUGGCUUGUGAUGCUUCGCCUGUAGGGAUUGGAGCG